AUGGUGCGUCUGCGCUCUCUCCCACUCUCUCGACGUCGGCCGUGCGGAACUGACUCGUCCUCCUCGCGCAGGGUCAACUCGCGUCUCGAGCCGAGCGGCUUCCUCCCCGUGCAGGACCUCGGUACCGCGUUCAGCGACGGCACGCGCCUCAUCCAGCUCGUCGAAUCGCUCACGAACGAGUCGCUCGGCAAGUUCAACUACCAGCCGUACCUGCGCGUCCAGAAGGUCGAAAACGCGGCAAAGGCGCUCGACCGCAUCAAGGAGAUGGGCGUGCACCUGACCAACAUCGGCCCCGAGGACAUCGUCGACGGUCGCAGAAAGCUCAUCCUGGGCCUCAUCUGGUCGCUCGUCCUGCGCUUCUCCAUCGCCGAGAUCAACGAGGAGGGCAGCUUGGCCAAGGAGGGCCUGCUCCUGUGGGCGCAGCGCCGCACGGCGCCCUACGCCGAGGUCGACGUGCAGGAGUUCUCGACCUCGUGGCGGGACGGCCUCGCCUUCUGCGCCCUCAUCCACGCGCACCGCCCCGACCUCCUCGACUACUCGGCGCUGCGCAAGGACCCGACCUCGGCGGCGUACAACCUCGAAAAGGCGUUCUCGGUCGCAGAGGAGAGCCUUGGGAUCCCGAGGCUGCUCGAGGUCGAGGACUUGGUCGGUACGCGCAGGCCCGACGAGCGCAGCGUCAUGACGUGCGUGGCGCAGUACUUUCACGCCUUCUCGUCGCGAGCACAAGCCGAGACCGAGGCCAAGGUCAUCGGCCGCUUCGUCGACGAGAUGAGCGGGCUCAUGCUGUCCGUGCACGACUACGAGCAGCGCGUCACGGCUCUCCUUACGUCCAUCCACGCCUACCUCUCGGACCUCUCGACCUCGUCGCCCAACCCGUCGUCUUCGUACCCUGCCCUCGUCGCCCACCUCACCUCGCUCGCGUCGCACCGCCGCGGUCCGACACGCCUGUGGGCCCGCGACAAGCUCGCGACGCAAGAGCUGCUCGGCAACAUCCGCGUUAAGCUCGAGACGUACCGCCUGAGGGGUUACGACGCGCCCGAGGGCUUGAGGGUCGAGGACGUCGCCAACUCGUGGGAGGAGCUCACGUCGGUGCAGUCGGAGCGGGCGAGACUCGUCACCGGGCUCAUUCAGCGACUUCAAGAAGAAGCUCAGGCGCGGUACGUCGCUCAAGCCGAGGCGCUCGACGAGGCGCUCUUCAGCGCUCAAGGCGAGCUCGCCGCCAUCGCGCUCCCGGCCAAUCUCUUGGCUCUCGACCGUCUCGCCGCAUCUCGCCUUCCGGCCUUGCGUCACUCGCUCGACGGUGUCCUGGGCGCACGAGACGCCUGUGCGGCGUGCGACGCGCUCGACAACAAGCUCGAGGCGCUCGCGAGCGGCGUGGACGAGCUCGAGAGCGCGGUUGGCGAGGUCGAGGCGGCGGUCAAGGCGCGCAGGAGCUUCGUCGAGAACCAGAUCAUUGCCCGCAAGGCGACGUCGCUCAGCCCCGAGCAGCUCGAGGACAUCUCGUCGGCAUUCCGCACGUUCGACAAGGAGGCCAAGAACGCCCUCGACCUCGACGAGCUUGCGGGAGCGUUGGGCAGCCUGGGCGUGCCCGAGGACCUCGACGACCUCAAGCAGGACGACAAUGGUCUCGUCCGCUUCGACGAGUUCCUGCGGUUCAUGACCGAGCGCGCAGAAGAUCGACCGUCGGCAAGCAGGCUCCGCACCUUGUUUCGCUCGGCCGCUAGCGACAAGCCGUUCAUCACCGACCUCGACCUUGCGCGCCUGUCGCUCCCGGCUGCGGCGGUCGCGUUCCUCAAGGAGCACAUGCCGCGCGCCGCCGCCCUCGACACGAACGGUGGUCGCCCCGACGACGACGGCAGCGACGGGUUCGACUACGAGAGCUUCCUCGAGCAGUUCUGCGAGGCAUAGAGACGGGCGCUCGAGCCUCGUCCACAGACACUUUCUCUCCUUGUUGUAGCUCUCUCUCUCUCUUUCUCUGUGCUGCAACGCUCUCGUUCGCCUCUC
Rhodotorula graminis WP1 is the source of this 2004-nucleotide messenger RNA. RefSeq lists its product as uncharacterized. Gene Ontology annotation, biological process: actin cytoskeleton organization; actin filament bundle assembly. NCBI's taxonomy places the organism in Eukaryota, Fungi, Basidiomycota, Microbotryomycetes, Sporidiobolales, Sporidiobolaceae. The record is from RefSeq and is a predicted model, not a curated record. Gene Ontology annotation, molecular function: calcium ion binding; actin lateral binding. The transcript is spliced from 15 exons. Gene Ontology annotation, cellular component: cell projection; cell junction; cortical actin cytoskeleton. The coding region runs from base 1 to 1908 and encodes 635 amino acids.